ACUGACUCGUUCUUUUUUCCGAUCGAAAAAGAAUCUUUUCGAAAACUAAAUCCUGUUUCGAUUUCAGAACAAUAAUUGAAUGAUAUGAGUUUUUUGUUUUUUAAAACAGUGGUUUUCAAACUUUGUAGAAAGUUUGUUUUGAAAGUUUUUUCUUAGUUUUUUCGGUUUUGCACUUUUGAAAAUGUUUUGUGAUUACUCUGUUGUGUUAAUAUUCGGUUAUGUGGUUAUUGUUUCGGUUACAAUUUGAGUUUUGCGGUUCCGGUAUUUGGGAUUCUGCGGUGUUGUGAAGUGUUUAACUUAUUUGUAGUGGAGGAUCGGUGACUGGCAGCAUGAAGCUUCUUUGGAAAGUUUUCUGUUCACUUCUGCUACUUGUUCAAGCCGUUUUAGGGAAUUGGUGGAACCUAGCUGCACCAAUACAAACCACCAGUCCGUCAAGCAACACAUCGUUGGUGGUCACUACUCUUCGCAAAGAGAACUGUCACAGAUUGGAGUUUCUAGUUGAGCGACAGAAGCAGCUGUGUAUGCUCUCUGACAAGACCAUACAGGUGCUGCAAACGGGCGCUCAGCAGGCGGUGGAAGAGUGCCAGUAUCAAUUCCGACACAGCCGAUGGAACUGCAGCACUGUUGAGAACUCUACUGACAUCUUUGGAGGAGUCCUUAAGUAUAAAUCACGUGAGUCGGCAUUUGUGCACGCGUUAUCCGCAGCUGCGCUUGCGCACGCAGUGGCGCGCGCAUGCAGCCGUGGCGAACUCAAUGAGUGCUCUUGCGAUGCACGCGUCAGGAAACGCACGCCCAGGCAUUGGCAGUGGGGAGGUUGCUCGGAGGACAUAAGAUACGGAGAGAUAUUCAGCCGUGAUUUCAUUGAUUCCAAAGAAGACAAAAACACCGACGAGGGACUAGUGAAUCUUCAUAACAACGAGGCAGGACGGAGGGCUGUCCGUAGUCGUAUGCAGCGUGUAUGCAAAUGCCAUGGGAUGUCGGGAUCCUGCUCGGUUCGUGUAUGCUGGCGUCGUUUGCCUCAGCUGAGAUUGGUUGGGGAUGCUCUCUCUACGCGAUAUGAAGGCGCUUCUCAUGUUAAGGUUGUUGAACGCAAAAGAGGCAAGAACAUCAGGAAACUUCGACCCCUGCAUCCUGACAUGAAGAAGCCGAAUAAAACUGACCUCAUGUACUUGGAAGACUCUCCGGACUAUUGUGAACCUAAUGCUGAACUUGGAAUCCUCGGUACCAAAGGCCGUACCUGCAACCGAACAUCAGCUGGACUUGACGGCUGUCGCCUACUUUGCUGCGGUCGAGGAUAUCAGACUAGGGUCCGUGAUCAUGAAGAGAAGUGUCGAUGCCGGUUUGUUUGGUGCUGCCGCGUACAUUGCGACACAUGCCGAUACAAGAAAGAUCAUCAUGUUUGCAACUAAUGUUUGUUUCGUUUUUCUUGCUUAUACAAUACUGCCAGUCCCUUUACAAUAUCAUGUUUGCGAUCCUUGCAGAUAGCUGAUGGCCACUUCUAAUCAUAAGUACGACAAGAAAAAGAUAUCAUACGAGUGUAUACUUGCGUUUAUGUUGCACAUUACUUACGGAUAAAUCGGAAAUCUGACCAUACAUUUCCAACAUGGUAGAGAACAUUUUCAUUAGAUUAUUCCACAACUUGCCACAGAUUAACUAACAAGGCUGUCAAUGUUAAAUGUUUAUUUAAAGGCUGACAUGUAAAUAUCCAGUGUACAGUCAUUUUUCGUCGUUGGGUCGUUUUACAGAACUGGUUCUUUAUACCAAAAUACAAAUAUCUGGAUUUAAUGGUAACUUGUCAGGCUUUCCAUCAGUCUUUUGAUCGCAAUAAUUAUUGCAUUGUCGCGAAUCUCUUGAUCGUUAUUUUUGUGCUUUUGUAGUUUACGUAAAUUUACCUCUCAAAUAAUUUCCCAUUGUUUCAAUUAAUCUUUAUUAUUUUAACUAUCA
Molecule: messenger RNA, 1944 nt
Organism: Hyposmocoma kahamanoa
Lineage: Eukaryota; Metazoa; Arthropoda; Insecta; Lepidoptera; Cosmopterigidae
Product: protein Wnt-4-like
Exons: 8
Coding region: 330-1409 (359 amino acids)
Biological process (GO): cell fate commitment; canonical Wnt signaling pathway; neuron differentiation
Cellular component (GO): extracellular region
Molecular function (GO): cytokine activity; frizzled binding
Source: RefSeq, a predicted model, not a curated record